CCGACAUUUAGUUUUACUGGUGACGGUAGUCUGUGCUAUCAUCUGUGCCACUACCGGCCAUCCCACGGGGCACUCCGGUUUCAAGAAGCCCAAACGUUGUGGCUAUGAGGCCUGUCCCGCUCCCAAACCGGGAAUGCUGAACGUCCACUUGGUUCCUCAUAGCCACGACGAUGUUGGCUGGCUGAAAACGGUCGAUCAGUACUAUUAUGGAAGUCGCAGCAACAUUCAGAAAGCGGGAGUGCAGUACAUUCUGGAUUCGGUAGUCCAGGAACUGUUGAAGGAUUCGAAACGACGCUUCAUCCAAGUUGAAUCCGCUUUCAUGCAGAAGUGGUACAACGAGCAAACUCCGAAAGUGAAGAGGCAGGUCAAAAUGUUGGUGGACGAGGGUCGUUUAGAGUUCAUUGGUGGUUCGUGGAGUAUGAACGACGAAGCCGCCGUUCAUUAUCAAAGUGUCGUGGAUCAGUUCACGUGGGGCUUGCGCUUCCUGGACGAUACAUUCGGCGAAUGUGCACGGCCACGGAUCGGGUGGCAGAUCGAUCCGUUCGGACACUCGCGCGAACAGGCAUCCUUGUUCGCACAGAUGGGCUACGAUGGGAUGUUCUUUGCCCGGCUCGACUACCAGGACAAGAACCACCGGAUGGCAACCCAGACACCCGAAAUGGUGUGGCGCACCAGUAGCAGCUUGGCGAACAACGAUCUGUUCACGAGUGUGCUGUAUAACCACUACUCGGCUCCACCGGGCUUCUGUUUCGAUGUUUUGUGCAACGAUGACCCAAUGAUUGACGACAACUCGAGCACUGAUAACAACGUGAAAGAUAGGAUUGAUACCUUUAUAACGUGGUUGGAGAAAAUGGCCGAAUCUUACCGGUCGAAGAACUUGAUUCUGACCAUGGGCGAUGAUUUCAACUACAUGAACGCUGUGAUGAACUUCAAAAAUAUGGAUAAACUUAUCAAAUACACAAAUGCGCGUCAAGCGGAAGGAUCGUUGGUGAACGCGUUCUACUCCACACCUUCGUGCUAUCUGAAGGCCGUACAUGACGCUAAUAUUGAGUGGCCUACAAAGUCUGAUGACUUCUUCCCUUACGAAUCGGAUUACCAUUCCUUCUGGACGGGUUACUUCACCUCCCGACCAACGCAAAAGCGCUACGAACGCGACGGAAAUCACCUGCUGCAAGUGUGCAAACAGCUUACCGCACUGGCCCCGUCUCGGGAGGAGCACAUGGAACCACAUCUGACGGUGCUGCGGGAGGCGAUGGGUGUGAUGCAGCACCACGAUGCCAUCACCGGGACCGAAAAGCAACACGUGUCCGACGACUAUACGCGUAUGAUGCACCGAGCGCUCGGUGCUUGCGAAGUUAACACCCAGGCAGCACUGAAUCAAAUCGUCGAUCCGCAAUUCCGUCGACUUCGGGCGCAUCCUCUCGAUAGGGAGCCCGCAGCGGCACCGACUUACAAGUUCGCUUUCGAAUCCUGUCAUCUGCUGAAUGUAAGCAAAUGUGAACUGACGGAGUCGAAGGACAGCUUCACCGUUACGCUGUACAAUCCGCUCGCCCAUGCUGGCCAUCAGUAUGUGCGCGUUCCGAUCACGGGCACCCGAUACGUCGUGCGGGACUAUCGCAACGUGGAGGUUCCAUCGCAGCUGGUACCGAUUCCGGACCCGGUACAGAGCAUCAGUUACCGGUUCAGCAACGCAACGGCGGAACUGGUGUUUCUUGCCAACGAGCUACCUCCACUGGGCUUCAAAUCAUACUUUGUGACCCGCGCACUGGACUCGGUGGACGAUUUUGUCCACCAACCGGCGCCAGUACCACCGACCCCGGAGGAACCCGGGUCCGUCGCAGCGACUGUCAAUCAGUGGCAGCAGGAGGAGGUAACGAUCGGUAACAAAAACCUUGAGAUCAGCUUCGAUAGCAGCGGCUUCCUGAGCUCGAUCACCAUCGAUGGAGUCACGAACCGGCUCCGCCAGUCGUUCGUGUAUUACGAGGGAGCUCUCGGCAAUAAUGAGGAGUACCGGAACCGAUCAUCGGGGGCGUACAUCUUCCGCCCGAACGGGACCGAGAAAAGUGUCACCGAAACCGUGCAGCUAACGGUGGUGAAGGGACCGACCGUGCAGGAGGUACACCAGGUGUUUAACGAUUGGAUCAGCCAGGUCGUCCGAGUGUACGCCGAUGAGAAUCACAUCGAGUUCGAGUGGAUGGUUGGUCCGAUUCCGGUCGACGAUGGCAUUGGGAAGGAGAUUGUGUCGCGAUUCUAUACCGCCACCCAGUCCAACGGUGUCUUCUGGACCGACUCGAACGGGCGUGAAAUGAUGAAGCGCGUGCGCAACCACCGAGAUACCUGGAAUCUGAACCUGCUGGAGAAGGUGUCCGGCAACUAUUACCCCGUAACGGCCCGGAUUGCGCUCGAAGAUCCAAACCUUCGACUGGCGGUGUUGAACGAUCGGGCACAGGGUGGCUCUAGCUUGGAGGAUGGUUCGCUUGAGCUGAUGGUGCAUCGCCGGUUGCUCCACGACGAUGCGUUCGGUGUGGGCGAAGCGUUGGACGAAAAAGAGUUCGGUAAGGGGAUGGUGGCGCGCGGCAAGCAUUGGGUCAUAUUUGGUCCCAGAACCGCCACCAGCCCUACACUCGAGGCUCGGGAGCGAUUCCUGCAGAACCAGGUGCUGCUGCCGAAUUGGCUGUUUUUCAGCGACGUGAGCGACUUCAACUACGAAGACUGGCAGAAGCAGUACACCAACAUUUACUCUGCACUCUCACUGUCACUGCCGUUGAACGUACACCUGCUUACGUUCGAGCCUUGGCACGAUAACAGCAUUCUAGUUCGCUUCGAGCACCUCCUGGAAGCGGACGAGGAUCCACUGUACUCCAAACCGGUGCGUUUCAACGUACAGGACGUGUUCCGUCAGUUUAGCAUCGAGCAGGUUCGCGAAACCACGCUUGCUGCCAAUCAGCUCAAGGAGGACUCCACAAGGAUGAAGUUUAAGCCCGACCCUUCGUACAUCGUGUACGGGUCUGACACCGGAAGAUCCUCCCGUGUGGACACAUCUCGCUCUGCACCGCGGCCGAGAAGUGUUGCCGAUACCGGACGAAACAUUGCCGAUGAUGGUUUCGAGAUCGUGCUCAACCCGAUGCAGAUACGAACGUUUAUCUUUCAGCUAGAGUACCGGCCAUAGACCAGAGAGACUGCAAACGUAGCAAUAAGUUCUUUCUGUUUUUCUCUGUAGUAAAAUAGAAUGCAUU
Anopheles cruzii is the source of this 3236-nucleotide messenger RNA. RefSeq names its product lysosomal alpha-mannosidase-like. Gene Ontology annotation, cellular component: lysosome. Gene Ontology annotation, biological process: mannose metabolic process. The transcript has 7 exons. NCBI's taxonomy places the organism in Eukaryota, Metazoa, Arthropoda, Insecta, Diptera, Culicidae. The coding region runs from base 134 to 3169 and encodes 1011 amino acids. Gene Ontology annotation, molecular function: alpha-mannosidase activity; carbohydrate binding. The record is from RefSeq and is a predicted model, not a curated record.